This is a messenger RNA of Porites lobata, 7736 nucleotides long. The record is from the annotation of a GenBank genome assembly. Lineage: Eukaryota; Metazoa; Cnidaria; Anthozoa; Scleractinia; Poritidae.
AUGCGUGACGCACCGAGCAACGCUGUUAUUGCUUCUGAGAUGAGACACACUAAGAAAGUUUUUGUGCCUCUCAGAACAGUAUCAUGGCUUAUUUUUGUUUUUCCUCUUUUAUUAUUGCAGUGUUCACUAGGUGAGUGAGUCAAUCUGUUUUCGAAGUUCCGUUUCACGGGUUUCACUUCCGAAAAUGGCGUCGUACAAUUUAAGACUCAAUUUCCUGUUCUCUUGCUUUGCAGGACAGCAAAAGGUUCACGUCUUUACAGCAACAGACUUCAUGCUUUUUGAUACCAACGAUCUCCUUUAUUUUGAGGUUUUACGGCCGAAAAAUAUUAGUUACAUCUACAAAGUUAGGCCUGCAAAAGACUUCGGUGGCAAAUUUGUAAGUAAGCUACAGUAAGUUGCUGUACCGUUGUAGCUCAAAUUUCAAGCCUACAGGCUUGACAGCUGUUACAGCUGAGUACAUUAAGCUAGUUUUUAUCGAGACAAUUUAUAUGGAUGGUCCAAUCCUCUCCAUAAGUGUGUAUUACUGAAAAAGUUGCAUUGAUAUUUAUGUCAUGUUUUUCAAUUCGUGGUAAAACAAUUGUCCUUAAAAAGUCUUACUUCCGGUAAGUCUUAAAGUUACAUAAGACUUUGUGAACAUAUAAUCUAAAAUUUUGUAGUUUUUAGCGAAGGAAAUAACAUUUAUUAAUAAUGUUAGCUUUACUUGUAUCUCGUAUUUUGUGUGAUUAAAUUCAAAAUUAGUGCUGACAGGGUUUAUUAAUAAUAAGGUACUGAGUGUACAGAUUUUUAAAAUGACGUGUCCUUAUGGAAAUCAGCUAGAGCAGCCAUCAAUCGAAACACUGUUUGCUUGAUAUGUUUAGCGUAUUUGAAUAACAAUGAUUUCAUGGUGGUAAGUGAUAAAGAAAACAUAAUGAACAUAAAUCUGUUUUGCAUGUUCACCACAGAAUUAAUACCAUUUCACAUAGUUACCAUUUCAUCUGGAGAAUAAUAAUCUAUAAGAAACCUAUUGCAAGGUCGUGGUAAUAACUGUUCCAAUUUAUUAUCUUCACCGAAAAACAUGUUAUUUUGAUUAUGACAGUUUAUUUUUAUUAAAGCCUACCCUGCUCCAGAGGUCCAUUCUCAAAAUACCUAAUUAAUGUGAAAUAAACCGUGCUUACAGUUUGAUAAGGCUUCCGAGUCAGACCUCUGGUCACACAAGCAAGCAACCUCAUUUCCAUGCAAGAAAUCAGUUCAGAAUCUGAACUGGGUCGCCGAUUGGUUACUCCCACAUCUGCAGGGAAUUAACGCUGUAACAGUGAACUUGAUUGGCUGUAUCGAAAAACUUCACUGCAUGAUAUUAAAAACCAGUUGCAAUUGUGAUGUUCACAACAAACAAUAUAAUCCUGAGUUGUAAUUCGGAGUUCCGCUUUCAUGUUUCCUUUUGGAAGUGUGGCUAAGCAAUCUCUGGCUAAACUUUGAAAUAAUUUAAGCCAACGUCCGACAACUGAAUCAACGUUGCUCGAGGAAGAAGCUUUGUUUGAAUUUUUCCUACUAAAAGGACGUACUUUGAAUGAAUGUGAUGAUUUCCUACUUUGCUUUGUCUUGCUGGGCUCAGUUCUGCAUUCUCACGGAUAGUACCCUAGAUGCAAAAGGUUUUUCCUUUUUUCCUAAUUCCUGAUAGUUCGUGGCGCAGUUUAUUUUCUAAAUAAAUGCAGCAGAAUGAUGUUUUGUUUGCAUAGCCGUUUUGCAAUUGCCUGGCAAUAUUCAGUUUGACCUGGUACAGUAAUACAAGUGUCGCAGACCGGAAAUCCUUUUUAUCUUGUUUACUUCUAAAAACAUACAGAGUGUGUACUUCUCAGCUGACUUUUGUCCUUUUUAUAUACUUGCAACUUGAAGUGUAUUUUUUUUGGAAAAGAAUUUGUGACAAUUUUAUUUUUAAUAGCACUUUCCUUUCUAAGUAAGCUUUCGCGCAAUUCUUUUUUCAUGCAUCGCGGAGGUAGAGUCUCGUAUGAUCAAAUCUCAGCUGUCAGCGCCAAUGAAAACAAACAUGCACAUCAACUCCAAACCGGUUUGAUAUGAUCCUAAAAUUGCAUGGAAACGAGACUUGUAGCUCCUGUGACCUAAGGUUAUGUUUUUCUCUUGGCACUUCACGCCAAAAUGAGACUCGUAGCUCCUGUGACCAAAGGUUAUUUUUUUCUUUCAGCGCUUUGCGCUUCGUUGUCGCUUAAUGCCUCAAUAUCAGUAAGAAAAAAAUAUCUUCUGGAACACAGGGUAUUUUAAGCCAGGUCAUUGGAUUAAAUUAUUUUUUUUGUCAGGUAGCUUGCAAUACUUCUUUUAAAUGCUUGAAAUUGGUUUAUGUCUGCUUUAAUAAACAUUUCUGAUUUUUGAUGUUUCAUUUCUCAUAUAAUUAUCAUAUCCAAGUUUCAAUUGUUUAAUUGUUCAGUGUUAUCAGCUGAAGCUGUUUUAAAAAUAAAAUCAUGGUCAUGCUGGCCUCUAAAUGUCUAUAGCUGAUAAAUUAUGUGCAUUAGUUAACAAAAUAAUAAUAUACAUAGGUUCAAAAUAUGUCCAACGUGUUGUAUCGUGAAAUUCUUAGUAGGCAGUUCAAUGUGGUAUUUAUUAAGUGCAAGGAAGCUUGUACCCAAUAGACCUCUUUAGAUAGAGUUAAGAUACAGUGUAGAUACAGUUAAUCAUAGUAUAUUACUGAAGAAGCUUGAAAAAUUUGGAAUAAGAGGUGUGCCCCUAGAAUGGUUUCACAGCUAUUUGAGUAACAGAACUCAGUAUGCACAGAUAGGUUGAACAUUAAAUCUGCUUCAUUAACAAUUAGAUGUGGCAUAUCACAAGGAUCAACACUUGGUCCACUUCUCUUUCUUCUUUACAUAAUGAUAGCAAUAUAUUUUACUCCUCAAAGAAAUUAGAAAAGACAUCAAAUAUCAGACAUAAGACAUCAGAAAAAAGACAUCAGACAAGACAAGACAUCAGACAUUUUACAUCAGACUUCAGAUAUCAGACAUAAGACAUCAGACAAAACACAUCAGACAAGACAAAAGACAUCAUACAUCAAACAUCUGAUGUCAGAUGUCUGAUUUCAAACAAAAGACAUCAGACAAGACUUCAUACAUCAGUUAUCAGACGUCUGAUGUCAGACAAAAGACAGGACAGGACAUAAGACAUUAUACAUACAACAUUUUACAUCUGAUGUCAGACGUCUGAUAUUUGUUGUCUGAUGUCAGGUGUCUGAUAUCAGAUGUCUGAUGUUUGUUGCCUGAUGUCUCAUGUCAGACGUCUGAUUUUUGUUUUCUGAUGUCAGACACCUGAUGUUUGUUGUAUGAUAUCAGACGUCUGAUGCCUCAUGUCAGAUGCCUGAUGUUUGUUGUCUGAUGUCAGACGUCUGAUGUUCGUUUUCUGUUGUUAGACGUCUGAUGUUUGUUUUCUUUUGUCAGACAUCUGAUGUUUGUUGUCUGAUGUCAGGCAUCUUAUAUCAGACGUCUGAUGUUUGUUGUCUGAUGUGAGAUGUCUGAUAUCAGAUGUCUGAUGUCAGACGUCUGAUGUUUGUUGUAUAUCAGACGUCUGAUGCCUCAUGUCAGAUGCCUGAUGUUUGUUGUCUGAUGUCAGUCGUCUGAUAUCAGAUGUUGUCUUAUGUCAGAUGUCUGAUGGCAGAUGUCUGAUAUUUGUUGUCUUUUGUCAGACGUCUGAUUUUGUUGUCUGAUGUCAGGCAUCUGAUAUCAGACGUCUGAUGUUUGUUGUCUGUUGUGAGAUGUCUGAUGCCUGAUGUCAGACUUCUGAUGUUUGUUUGUGAGGCGUCUGAUAUCAGACGUCUGAUGUUUGUUGUCUCAUGUCUCAUGUCAAACGUCUGAUUUUUUUUGUUGAUGUCAGACAUCUGAUGUCUCGUGUCAGACAUGAUUCUGAUGUUUGUUAUAUGGUAUCAGAUGUCAGACGACUGAUGUCGGACAUCUGAUAUCAGACAUCUGAUGCCUCAUGUCAGACGUCUGAUGUUUGUUGUCUGAUAUUAUUCCUAUUAAAACUAAAAAUAACAACUUUUAUCAGCCAAAUCAGGAACAAAGGCAACAAUAUUUUAAACUUGCUCUCUGAACUUUUUUUUACCAGUAUCUAAUAUACACUCCCACAGUGCAUGAUAUGCAACCCAUGAUAAUUAUUAUAGAAUACAUGCUAGAACAAAUUAUUGUAAAUUUUUCAUUUAAUUUUUUUGCCUCUAAGCUCUGUGAGUCAAUACCUAUGUCCCUAAAAUUGUCACCUCCUAAUUCUUUUAGAGCGUACUACGAACUCCAUUUGUUAAGUGAACAAAAAUGGAAUAAUGGGACCGCUGAGUUUUUGCAGCUAAUUCUUCCCUGUUGCAAUAACUCAUUGUUGAUUUUUCCAGUAUAAGUAAGGUUACAAUAUUCUGCUGUGGAACCUUGAUCCAAUGAUGUACCAAGGGACUGGCAAAAUUUGUUCACUAAAAUGUGAUUUUGUUAUAUCGAGGUUGUUAUCCAAAUAUUUUACGACAAAUUUGUUGGUUUUACCAAGGACUUUGUUAUAUAGACCUUCAUUACUUUGAGGUUUCACAUAGAUUUAACAUAGUGCAUAAUAAUGUUAACAUUGUUUUUGUUUGGUUUUUCUUUUUUCAUUAAGGAAUUCCAAUCAGACGCAGUGACAGUUAAUCUCGUUGCUGCAGAUCCUCCAGAUGCAUGUUAUUCUGUUAUUAAUGGUGAGGCCUUGCAGAAAUCAAUAGCCUUGGUUGAAAGAGGGUGAGUGCUUAACUACAGUGUACAUAUUUCCUAGAAUGAUUGCUACAUCGUUCUCCAAAUAGUGCAUUUUCUUUGCUCUAGUUUUCUCCACACAUUCACACCAAAACCACCCAUAACUGCCAGUGUGAAACCAUAAAGUUUAUACUAAUGUCUCUAAUGAACCACUUGUGAGGUCAUCAAUUUUACAGGCCUCUACCUUGUGAUUGGGAAAGAGAUCUUGUGUUAAAACAAUACCCAGAUGAGUACAAAUUAAUUCAUUUAACAGGUCAGAGAUAAAUGCUUGAUAAUGGUGUGUGCGUGACAGGAAUAAACCAGUAAUAUAAUCUCGUCCCACUUAACCCACCUGACAUACUGCCCUCCUUUCAUUGGGGGGCCUUGGGGUUUUUGUGAAAACUUCUUCCAUGGAAAUAAAACCUAGUAAAUUUAUGCUCCUCAUAAGAAAAAAGGGACAUGAAGUGGGGAACAGAGAAAGUGAAAGGUAAAAGUUUAUAGCAGGCAAUGUAGUGAUGUUCAUUUACAUGUAUGUACACCUGUAAGACUGUGUGUCAUUCAGCUGUGUGAGCCUUUCUUUUCUAACAAAUGGUGAAACAUUUUUCUUUCUCUCUGUUUAGAGGCUGUUCUUUUGUUUCCAAAGUUAAGACAGUUGAAAAUCAUGGUGCCAUUGCUGUGUUUAUAGCUGAUAACCAUCAUGAUAAUGGGGAAGGCUUAGUAGACAUGGUUCAUGAUGGCACUGAAAGAGAUGUGCACAUUCCUGCAGGAUUCAUGCUGGGCUCAGAUGGGUGAGUGUUUGUGAGAUGGGGUGACUCUUUGAAUAGCUAAUAGAAUAAGUAUGAUGCUACACUACAAAAGUUAUGAUCAGCACUAUCUAAAUCAAAAAUUGGAUAUUGGAUAAAUCUAAGUAGUAUUUUUGUUAUUUUUAUAAGAAUGUUGCAAAUGACAUGUUGCUAACAAGACAGUUCAGAUGCAUCCAACUUCUUACCUGUAGAAAGUGUUGAUCAUAACUUUUGUAGUGUAGCAUCAAACCUGUUAAUGAAUACUAUUUUAAGCAGAAGCUCAGUCAUUUCCUCUUCGCAAAAUGUAUGCAUCUUUAAUCAUUUUCUCCAACUCCGUCAAAACAGCUGAGCCAUUGAGCCUUUUGCUGAGUCAAUGUUCUCAAUAGUACACUAGGUAACAGGUAUUAUUGGUGUCAUUUGUACAGUUACUGUACAGUUGGUUUUGGAGUAGAGUGGGAAAAACUGGAGUACUUGGAAAAAACCUCUCUGAGCAAGGGAGACCAACAACCAAUUCAACCCACAUAUGGCGUCGAAGCUGGGAUUUGAACCAGGGCCACAUUGGUGAGGGGGAUGUAAGGGUUUUUGGCGAUGCGGUUUUGCUCCAUUUUUGGUGCGGUUUGGGGGAAUGUUUAUUUUAAGUUGUGGUAUUGCAGUUUUACAAAACCAAGCGGUUUGCAGUAUUCAGAAAUUUUCAGGUAAUUUCAAUGCGGUUUGCGGUUUUCCUAUGUCAUUGUGUGCGGUGUUUAUACCUAUUUCUGUGCGGUUUUGCGGUAUUCAUACGCCCCUUACACCCCCCUCAUUGGUGGAGGCGAGUACUCUCACCGUGGCAAAAUUUAUGAUAUGCGAAGGGCAAAAACAGUCCCCAGGUGAACCCUGUAUAUUUUACCACUGAGAGGUCAAACGAUAGUUUCUGCUUCAAAUGCUGUCUAAGACAUCAUUGAGUGUUCUACCAGUCAAUGCUCACAUGCAUGCCUCACAAUAUUGGACAACUUUCGGGAUGAGAAUUUAAUGUUCAUUUUUAUCCCUUUCCUACCCUAGGUAUCACAUAAAACGUGGAAUCGAGGGAGCUGGGAUGCAAGGAGCAGUCAUAUCAAUACCACUGAAUGUCACAACCAAUCCGAGUUUGUAUGCUCGACAGCCUCCUUGGUCAAGCUGGUGACACAAAUCAAGAAAAUUUGGAUUUAUAUUGAAAAAUUGAUUUAGUGGUUACUUUAGAAUGGACACAGUAGAAGAGAGUCACUAUUUUUUCUGAGAAGUGUUUUAUACAGCCUGGUUUCACAAAAGAAGAAAUGAGUGAUAAAUUGAUUGAGAUGCACGUUUGUUUUAGGUGGCAAUCUGACUUUCUGCCAUGGAAGAUUGUAGUGUUAAUUUUUUUUUUCAAAGUUUCAACCUCGUUUCCAGGGUAUCUAUUCUUAUUACAAAGAGUCGAGAUCUGGAGAUGAGGUCGCAAAGGUGUUUUUAUUGCUGCAGGCGUUGCUUAUAGAAUCUGUGGUAAGAACACUUAGUUAUGGAAACUUAUCGCUGAAUCAUAAUUCAAAAUAGCUUAUCUGACUUAAAGCAGAAGUCAAAAUAAUUUAGUGCUUUUUUACUAGCGACGUAUUAUUCAUAAGUUAUUUGAUAAUUUAUAUUCCACGUAUAUUAUGUCAAAGACUUUGAGAAAGUGUUAUGGUCAGGUAUUUUCAGAAAAAUUGAGAUUUUUACAAUAAAGUUUUUGUCAUUUGGAAUUUACUAAAAUAGACCGCUUGAGGCAAAGUUUUGUUGUUUAAAGCACGUGUAAACCAAACGAAGCUUAUUUGUGGGUUUACACCGGUGUUCUUCAAUAAGUGUUUCCUUGUGGUUUUCUUACCAAGGAAAAAUGUUUGUAAUAAAGUUAUUCCAUUUACAUGAGCAAGGAUAACACUUUCGUUUAAGUGAGGCUUAACUCGAGAAUUUGUAAGAGCAACUCUGAAUUUAACGUGCUCGUUGGCGAUUCUUUUUGCCUGACAUACUUAAACUUAAAAUUGUGAACUGUAAAUGAUAUUUUCUUUCCUUGCAUUUAAUGUAUAUAUAUAUUUUCUAUAUAGUUUUUAUGUAGCGUCAGCUCGAAGAUAUUAGCUUGUUAGCUACUCUAAAAUUCGAGUUUAAAUAAAGUUUUAUGUUAUGUUAUGUUAUUCCAUAGAGCAGAUCCUCCGUACCUAAUUGAAAGCUGGAUAAAUUGCGAGUUAAAGCGUGGUAUAACAGCGUUGCCUUAUGUGUUGACGGU